AAAAAGGUUUUAUUAGUAUCACAAAAAUAAAAAAAAACCAAAUCUUUCUGUAUUUAAAACGAUUUCAAAUAUGGGGAAAUAUUUUGUCAAAUAAGCGUAUGACAACUUGCUGUACAACCUCUCUUAUGUGAGCUGAGCAUUUUUGGUUUUGGUUCGGAAGCGUAAACUGUUCUGAUCUCAAACAUAAGCUCAUAAUAGUUAGUUCAUUUAGUGAUAAAGGUGUUUUAAUUAACGCAACUGUUGUUUACGAGUGUUUUAUCACACAAGAUGUUGUGCGCCCGCCUGUACUCCGUUUUGUUUUCAAAGCAAUUGAACAACUUGGUGUUUAGACAAUCUUGCAGAAACAACUCUACAAUCUUUGGAAUAUCGUCUGGCUUUGGUAAAUGUGGAGUAGCAGUAAUACGUGUGUCUGGUCCAGCGUCACAAUCCAUCAUUCACAAGAAGACUCGGUUGAAAGAGUGUCCAGAACCCCGACGGGCUUUGCUAACAAAAAUAUUCCAUGGCGAAACGAGAGCAAUGAUAGAUCGAGGACUUUUGCUUUGGUUUCCCGGUCCAAACAGCUUUACCGGUGAGGAUACGGUUGAGUUUCAUGUCCACGGUGGUUCGGCAAUAGUUUCCGCGAUGUACGACAGCUUAGCUACGUUCGCUGACACACGAAUAGCCGAGCCGGGCGAAUUUACCAAGCGUGCAUUCUUCGCUGGUAAAAUGGACCUGACCGAGGUAGAAGGCUUAGCGGAUUUAAUACACGCCGAAACAGAAGCACAACGAAGGCAGGCGCUGCGUCAAGCUAAUGGUCAGCUUUCAUGUUUUUACAACGAUAUGCGUGCACGGUUGGUGAAUGCUAUUGCCAGCAUUGAAGCUUACAUCGAUUUUUCCGAAGAUCAAGAUGUCGAUGAUGAUGUGCUGCACGUAGCAGUACAGAAGAUUGAAGCUGUUAUCGAGGAACUGAAGGUGCACCUGAACGACAACAGACGUGGCGAGCGGCUCCGAAACGGUGUUCGUGCGGCAAUCGUUGGAGCACCAAACGUGGGCAAAAGCAGCCUUAUCAAUCUGCUCAGCCAGCGCAACGUUUCGAUCGUUACGAGUAUUGCUGGCACUACCAGGGAUAUAGUGGAAUCGCACUACGACAUUGCCGGAUAUCCAGUCAUUCUAGCCGACACGGCGGGACUUCGAUCAAGCACAGACGAUGUGGUAGAGAGUGAAGGUAUUGCACGAGCUAGAACGUACGUAGAAUGUGCCGAUUUACUAUUGCUGGUAGUGGAUGCUUCUCGCAUCGAAUCAGUCAAUCGAUUGGAUGCUUUCAUGGAAGAAUACAUACAAGCGCUCGGCAUAGAACAGCGCAUGAUGCCCAAUACGUUGACGAUUCUCAACAAAUGUGAUUUAGUGGACAAUGUUACGCUACAAUGGUUAAAAAACAAUUCCACCCAGUUCACUUGUUUGUCUUGCGAGAGUAAGGAAGGAUUAGCGGAACUUAUGGAACGUAUGAAAACACGGUUGGAGCAACUGUGUGGAAAUCCUGCAGUGGAAAGCCCUACUAUCAGCCAGGAGCGCCAUCGUUUCCAUCUAAAGCAGUGCUUAACGUAUCUUGAACGGUUUCGGGACUAUUUCAAAGAAACUGCACCGCAGGAUCGGGAUCUGGCCAUCGUAACGCAUCAUUUGCGGAAUGCAGUUCGCUGUAUUGGGAAAAUAACUGGCACGGUGGAAACGGAGGAAAUACUCGAUGUUAUAUUUAGUAGUUUUUGCAUAGGAAAAUAAAGAACAGAGUUGAGUUGCCGAUCGCUAAAAGAGUUAAUGGUAGAUUGUUUUUGGGCAAUAUUAACCGUGGUUUUGGUUCUGAUGAGUUCCCGGAAUACAUGUCCGCAUGUUAUCUCAUAUGGUAGAUAAUGGUCGCCUGGGUUGUAAUUGCGAUCGCCUAGGGACAUAGCGAUAACAUGUUUCGGCAUGACAAUGAGACAAUAAUAGUACAACGUUGAGUAGAUGUAAGAUGUAUAUUUUUACAUUAUGUACAACGUUAUACAUAGUGUUGGGUCAAGUAGCUCUUUUGCAAAAGCGGAGUGCACCGCUCUCGCUCUCUACAGUGUUCGGAGCCCUUGAGGUAGCUCUACACGGAGCGCUGCACACAGGAGCGAUUGUGCGUUUCACCUUAAAAUAAAACAAAAUUUUAAAUUUUGCUUAAUUGCUUAAAAAAAUGGCAAGGGGUAAGCCUUAUGAAAUUUUCGAGUUGAAAAUUUUUUAAAAUUUUUUUUCUGAUUUUUUAUUCUUUUUUUAAUUUAAAGCACUAUUUAAGUGAAAAGAAACUUAUUGCAACUAAUUCCCAUUAAAAUAUACCACAUUUUUCAAUUUUGCUACAAUGCUGAAAAAUGAGGAAAAUUUUACAUUUUCUCAAACAGGGUAGGGAACUUGGUUCCUCGAAUAACUUCUGGCACAGACAUCUGAGAGCAUGGUCGUCCAAAACGAAAAUGUAGCGAUUGGUGCCAUUUAUCGACCACAGGUUUAAGAUUUGCGAUCCGUUGGAUAGCGACCGAGUUAUAGGCAAAACUUGAUGCAAAAAUGAGCCUUUUGAAAUUUUAAAAUUUUUAUAUUUUACUUAUUUUUUUCUGAUUUUUUAUUUUUUUUUAUAUUUCAAACAUUAAUCGAGUGAAAAUAAACUUAUUUGAACCAAUUGGCAUUAAAAUAAAUCAAUUUAAAUUUUUUUGCAAAAUUUCUCAAAAAAAAUGGCAAGGGGUAAGCCUUAUAAAAUUUUCGAGUUGAAAAUUUUUAAAAUUUUCUUUUUGAUUUUUUAUUCUUUUUUUAAUUUAAAGCACUAUUUAAGUGAAAAGAAACUUAUUGCAACAAAUUCCCAUUAAAAUAUACCACAUUUUUCAAUUUUGCUACAAUGCUGAAAAAUUUACAUUUUCUCAAGCAGGGUAGGGAACUUGGUUCCUCAAAUAACUUCUGGCACAGACAUCUGAGGGCAUGGUCGUCUAAGAAGAAAAUAUAGCCAUUGAUGCCAUCUAUCGACCACAGGUUAAAGAUUGGCGAUCCGUUGGAUACCGACCGAGUUAUAGGCAAAAGUUGGUGCAAAAAUGAGGAAAAUUUUACAUUUUCUCAAACAGGAUAUGGAACUUGGUUCCUCGAAUAACUUCUGGCACAGACAUCUGAGAGCAUGGUCGUCCAAGAAGAAAAUGUAGCGAUUGGUGCCAUCUAUUGAUCACAGGUUAAAGAUGGGCGAUCCGUUGGAUACCGACCGAGUUAUAGGCAAAAGUUGGUGCAAAAAUGAGGAAAAUUUUACAUUUUCUCAAACAGGGUAUGGAUCUUGGUUCCUUGAAUAACUUCUGGCACAGACAUCUGAGAGCAUGGUCGUCCGAGAAGAAAAUGUAGCCAUUGGUGCCAUCUAUUGAUCACAGGUUAAAGAUUGGCGAUCCGUUGGAUACCGACCGAGUUAUAGGCAAAAGUUGGUGCAAAAAUGAGGAAAAUUUUACAUUUUCUCAAACAGGAUAUGGAACUUGGUUCCUCGAAUAACUUCUGGCACAGACAUCUGAGAGCAUGGUCGUCCAAGAAGAAAAUGUAGCGAUUGGUGCCAUCUAUUGAUCACAGGUUAAAGAUUGGCGAUCCGUUGGAUAGCGACCGAGUUAUAGGCAAAAGUUGGUGCAAAAAUGAGGAAAAUUUUACAUUUUCUCAAACAGGGUAUGGAACUUGGUUCCUCGAAUAACUUCUGGCACAGACAUCUGAGAGCAUGGUCGUCCAAGAAGAAAAUGUAUCCAUUGGUGCCGUCUAUCGACCACAGGUUAAAGAUUGGCCAUUCGUUAAAUACCGACCGAG
Molecule: messenger RNA, 3801 nt
Organism: Anopheles funestus (African malaria mosquito)
Lineage: Eukaryota; Metazoa; Arthropoda; Insecta; Diptera; Culicidae
Product: tRNA modification GTPase GTPBP3, mitochondrial
Exons: 5
Coding region: 268-1755 (495 amino acids)
Biological process (GO): tRNA wobble uridine modification; tRNA methylation
Cellular component (GO): cytoplasm; mitochondrion
Molecular function (GO): protein binding; GTP binding; GTPase activity
Source: RefSeq, a predicted model, not a curated record